CACAUGCAGAAUGAAUUAAAAAUUGGCUGGCACAGCUCAAAAAGUAGCCAUCUUUGGAGAACAACCAGAGAACAUGUGUGAGUUUCUCCAGAGUUUGGAGGCCUGCAGCUUUUCUGUAUUUACAUCAACAUGGAUGGUGUAAGGAUUUCGGAGAGGUAGUAUAGAUGGCUUUGUUACUCAGGCCAUUCAAGCAAAGAAUGUUUUAAUAUGGCAAAAUACAAAGUUAAAUGUAUAGCAAUAAAGAAUGCAGCACAUAUGUACAGAGUGGGGGAAUACACUGUGGACAGCACUGACUCUGGAGAAGACCAGAUGUCAUGCUGGCUGCACUUGUAAUGUGCUGUUAAUGCAGUCCUGCUCCCCUGCCCUGCAUGCGCAGAGGAUGUGCUGGGUGGAGCUACAGGUCUCUAUCUGCCUAGAUUUCCUUGGUAUGAAACCAGAGCAUAUUGAAGGGAGAGGAAGAAGGGUGAAUAAGGGAAAAAAGUAAGGAAAAUGGUGCUUUUCCAGGUCUCCCAGAGAGGAAGUCAGCAGGUAGCCAGAUCACACACCACAACUCAAGAGCAGGGAAAAUGUUCCUGGUUCCAAGAUACAAACAUAACAGAAGUGCUCAGGAAACUGUCCGUAAGCUUGCAGGUUGUUUUAUAUGAUGUUGUAAAACAAGCUAAUGGGUACUGGAGGCUACAGUGGUAGUUUUAUUUCUUUAUAAAAUAUUGAUGACCAGUUAUUGGAUAGUACAUAUUAUUCCUACAGUAUUGCAUAUCUCUAUGGCACAUGAAAGAGAAGAAGGUGACUGGGAAUAGCUAAUAUGGGCAAUUAUUCCCCUUUACUCAGCACUUGUUAGAAUGUACUUGGAAUACUGUGUUCAGUUUGGAGCCCCCCGAUACAAGAAAGGUGUUGGUAAAUUAGAGCAAGUCCCAUGUAUGGCCACCAAGGUGAUCAGGGGCCUGGAGCACUUGCCCUGUCGCUUUCGACUAGUUCACCUUCGUUGGACUAUAUGAUCCACUGAGGUCACUUCCAAACUGAAUAAUUCUAUUAUUCUGUUAAUUUGAUAGAUAAUUUUUAAUGUAGAAAAAUUGGAAAGGGUACAAAAACGCUAAAGCAAUGAUUUAAAAACUGAAAAAAAUCCUUAUAUUGAAAUAUAUAGAUCUCCAGUUACUUGGUGCAAAAUAUGUAUUAUAAAUAAAUUCAGUAAUGCAACUACAUAGGGAGGACUGCACAUGCACAUUUACAUGGAGAAACAUCUUUGGAAAAUGUGUCCUUAAAAUGAAACCCAGUCCCCCAAAUCCCACAUGCUACUACUAGCAAUAAUGCAUUGUAUUUUUAUAAUGUCUUUCAUUUUUGGACUUCAAAGUACUUUGAGGAGUACAUAACUAACAAAGAGUUAAUUCUGAACUGGCCAGUGUCUCUUAGCCUUUCAUGAGCGUGAUUUGGCAGCUCUGAGAUAAAAAAUGAAUGCAUAUAUCCUAACUGAGCAACACGCCUGGGAAGCAGCGUCAGUGAAAGUCCCACCGGUGCAGGCAGUUCAGCUUCCAGAGCUCUUGGUUAGCACACCACCACAUGGCCCCAAACUGUUAAAAAUGCUGGUGUUUUGCGCUGCGUGUUUGUUCUGGAAUACCACAGUGGAAAUUUAAGUAGCAGCUUGUUGCCAAACACAGCCCUGCUGGUACCUCCUCCUUGUCCCUUGUCACGCAGCUGUGCUGAGCAACCCAGCAGGGCUUAGAGCCUCUUUCUCUCCCUUCUGCGUGACUCUGCCCCAGUUAGGAGCUCGAUCGCAUUUACCAGCCCUGCGGCUGCCGUCAGGGUCUGCUCAGCAGCUCUCCCCAUGUGCGUAAGCAGUAACUGGAGCUGGCAGCAGCAUGCACUUUCUCACCACCUUCACUCCUCCUUCCCAUUCAAGGCCUGAGUGUGUUGCGAUCCUGACUCCUCUCAUCCUUGCCUUUGGGGCAGGUGAAAUGAGAACACGCUGUGAGGACACGCAGCGUCACAGGCACAUAUUCAGUUACCUCGCUGAGCUCCCCUUGGCAGCUGCCUGACCAUGUAGCGGAGCCGGCCGGCAGGCCAGCAGUUCUGGCACACAGACCCCUGGCAAACACAGCACUGGAACUGGUUUGAGGACAGAAAUGCAGGAGGAGGAUAGGAAUAAAUAAAACAUGCCACUGCACUAGGGUGAACUGAGAAGCAUGUAAACACUGUGUUAUAGGAAAUUACUGAAGAACAAUGAGUUAAAAAGUAAAGUAUUAAUAAAACUGCUUUUUAAGUAUUUAUUCCUUGAAACCUGGUAGAGGCUACUAUCAAAAUCCCAUGUCCAUUCUUUUGUGUAGAUGUGAAAAACAGAAAUGUUGUUGCAGAUGCAGGGUGGCAUUAAAAAUUGUAUUUGUUCAUGUGGGUGGGGGAAAGGUAAUGGAUUUUGUUAUAUGAAUAUCCCCUUCAAAAUGUUUAUUAACUAUCAGAAGCUGGAGGGUGCUUAGCACAUGGGAUAGGUGCCUUUUUGUUGAGUGAUUAAUAUAUCUGAAAAUUAAAAUGAAUGCAUUCUCUUAACCUUAGUCAUGUUACAUAAGUAAUUCUCAAAGAUUAUCUUUGGAUAAAUAGGAGUCAUGUGAGUGCAUCGUGCUGACCUACACAAAAUCUGUGCUAUCCUUGGAGGUUCUGUUUAAUGAGGAACAGAUCUGCAGGGGAGACUGCCAGCCAUGCCAAUGACAGCAGGACACAUGCUAGCAUUUUCAGGACUUUGAUUGAACAUUAACUACAAACACUUGGUUUUGUUUGUUAUAACUGAAUGUUCACAAAACUGUUAGAGUCAUAAUUAGAUUGCAGUGUCUUUGGCCUAAAGUUUGUAAUUACUUUGUCUGUAAAGAACCUUGCACCACUGGGAGGCUGUAGAAAUAAUGAAUUCAACUUGUGACACUUCUAAGACUAUAGUGCAGAUAACUUCUCUCUUCUAACUUCGUUUCUCUCCGUCUUUACAUUGUUUGUAUUUUCACUGAAGCAGACCAGUGAUGAUAUUACUGCUUCUCUUUUUAGGGCUGAUCACUAAGGGUAAAAGUGACCUACACAAAGUGAUGGGCACACUGCUUUUUCAGGUGAAGUUAUGUGUGCCACAAACAGUGCAUCACUUUUGUGAAUGUCUUUUGCAUGCACUUCCCUCUGACUAGAUUAAAGCUAGAUUAAGGCUAAAACACUAAAGCAGUAAAUUAAACCGUCCCAGAGUUCCCAGGCACUGGAGCUCAGUCAUCCACAGUGUUAAAUUGUCCCUGUCAUGUUUUUAGCCAGUGCCAGCCUUGCAAACAAUUCCUGGCUAUGGCUUGGGAAUGGGAAUAGGAAUAGACUUUUAUUCUGCAGGUGCCUGUCCUGCUGUGAGAGAGUUCAAUACUAUGGGCAUGGGCUGUUCUGUGCCAGCUGGCCCCAGUGCCUGGACAUUUCAUUUACUCGUACAGAUACAGCCUUUAUAAAGCCAUUCUUCUCUGCUGAGCUACUUCUAGUAGUGGUGAGCAUUUAAAAUGAAACCGGUGAUCCUCAUACCUCAGUAAUUCUAAAUAAAUGCAUAAUUCACAAGAAUACAAGGCUUUCCAGGAUUAUCCCCCUUUUGAGUAAAGCCUGCUCUGGAACACUGCCAGUCUGAUUCUGUUUUGGAGAGGGGAAUCCUCUUCAUCUAAAUAUUCUCCAGCUGAAUGUAAAGUAAAUUAUACUAUAAACUUUGUGUUUUGAGCGUCCCUCUACUGAUUUUGCUUAUAUGUCUGUGUAAUUGAGAGUGCUUUUAUUGGAGCAAUAUCUUGUGUCUUACCUUAGCAACCUUAAAUAUAAUUUGUCCAAUUUGUAAAUAAAUGAGAGCUUGGACAAAAAUGCUUCUAGAAAAACUUGGAAUCCAGUAAAGCAAACUCAUGUCCUGUCUACUGAGCCAUGCUGGCAUGGAUGCAGAGUGCUAUGGGGCCUCCUUACCCUGCUUGUAACCAGUAUUCUAACUAACGAUUAGAUCGUAAUCCCUCCCAGAUUUUGUCAUCUUUUACACUGAACUGCUUUUGAGCAAAUGAACAAGCUGUGUGUGCCCUGACAAAGGUUAAAGACCAUCCUGGUCCACAUUCCCUUAGCCCAAAUGGCAGAGGGUUCAGGUACAGAUCUGAUGGGCAGAGAACCUCCAUCCUCUAAUGAACAAGAGCUCUACUGUUCUAAGGAGCUGUAGUCCACUAGACAGAUGGUCCUUACCAAUCCUCAAGAUGUAACUGAUUUCCCCUUUUUUUAUAUACUUAUUUAUAUAUAAGUAAUAAGUAAUAAAUAUAAGUAUAUAUUUAUAUAAGUUAUAUAUUUAUAUAUAUAAGACUGACAAACAUCCCUAAAUUCAAUUUAAUGGUUAAGAAACAAUCUCUCAGUUAUACAGUAUGAUACCUAAAAACCAUCUGCUUUUCUUAAAUGUGGCCCAUGAAAAAACUUGGACUCAUCAAAAAACUUCUUGAUACUAUGUGAUGCAUAAAGGUGGCUUUAUGGUUUAUUUUUUGAGUCUGAUGGUUAAUUAUUAACAACAAAACCAGAAAUAAUAGUAACAAUUCAGGUCCUGUUCAAAAUUCUAAGAUAUAUUUCCGAUGACUAGAGAGUUCACAAAAAUUAACAAAAAAAUUUUGACUUAUGUACAGCUCUAUAAUAUGCAAAAAUAUUGGCUAAAUAUACUCAGAUUUCUAUAGACAUGCUAGGGUCUUCAGUUCAUUCCACUGCCCACUACUCUUUCUUUAAGCAUCUGAGCCCAAUCACAAAUGCACAAUGUCCUUUACUAUGAGGAGGACUUCAGAGAAGUAACUGCUAAUUUGACCAAAAGUGUUCAUGGGCAACACACUUGCAAAAAGAAAGGUGAAAGAAGGAAAAUAAAGGUGUAAAUAUAAAAGGAACAGCUUAUCUACCAGAUGGGUCAUUCUGUCUUGUUAAAGGCAAACUUGCCUUGUCUUAUGCAGACUAAAAUGUGUUCAUUCUAUGUAUGUCAUGAUUAAUGCAAAUCUGAUUGUUUAUUUCUAAUUAAUCCAAAAUGAAUUUCAUCAUCAUCUGAUGAAAAAUACUCAGAAACGAACUGUUGAUUAAUUUACAUUUUCAUAGAUGAAAUGUCAAAACUACAGUAGAUGUGUAUUUUAUCAUCUCCAAAUACGUUAUUUAGCCUUUCUUCACUUUUAUUUUAUAGUUGCAGAUGAUGUUCUGCACUCACUUGGCUGCCAUAGUGUGUUAAAGGUUUUAUUGUUUAAAGGAAUUCUACAAGGAAAAUGAAUGCAGUAUGAGCAUGAAAAUGCAGUAUGAGCAUGAAAACAAGGAUGGUGAUGUUGUGUCGGACCAAAGUAUCCUGUCUUCAGCAGUGGCCAGCAGUGGAUAUCAGGCUAGGACCAGGGCAAGCUGAUGUGAUGCUUCCCCAGAAUACUCUUUCAUUCUCCGGCAGUUUGCAGAGGCAGCGUUUUGUACCCAGGUAUAGGGCAUCCACGUGCGGGCUGCGACGUUUCGGUCAGAUCCGGGCACGGCAUGAAGGCUAAACCUGGCUUCCCCGGGAGAAGAGAGUGGCCCGGUGGCGCCGGGGCUGUGAACCAGGCUGCUGGCGUGCAAGAGCAGACCACCCGCAGGCUGCUUCCCGGCUUGUGUGGCAGCAAAUUAAAUCCCAAGGAUGAAUGCUGUGCAGAGAGAUCAGUGCUUGCCCAGCCAACAUUUGUCUUUGAAAAGAAGGACCAUCCUUCAAAGAGGCCUGCAGAAGACCCAGUUUGCAAAGCUGAAAAUGAUUUCAUUAGUUGUUCCAGAAAACGUGCAAGAUCAUCAUCUUUUACUCUCCAGAAGUCUGACUCACAGUCCAACACAGAUACAACACUUUCUCAGAAAAGAGGACGAUCAUCUUCCUUUACCAUCCUUCCUACCUUUCCACCCUCCCAGACAGUAAAGAAGAAUAACAUAUUCAUGACCUCAGCUCUUCUUCGAAGGAACACUAUCAAAAGUACAAAAGAAGGAUGCUUGUCACAAAAUCAGUUGCGGAAUGUCAUUAGACCUGCCAUUUUACAGCCACCACAAGCCCUCACAUAUCCUGAAAAUCCCAUAGCAUCUCUAGUGAUUAAGAAAGGAGCAUAUGUUCAGUUAUCUGAAAACAGCUCUUAUUCCUCAGCUGGGAAUUCAGUAAGUUUGAAGACAGCAGCAAGGUCAUCUGUUAGCAUGAAUCUUGCUAGCCCUAAAACAACACGAACUCAGCAAGUUGAAGACAGAAGUAUAGUAAACAGCAGCAAUUCUGAUUUUGUGUUUGGAGAAAACAUGAUUGAGAGAGUUUUGAGUCCUGAAAAGCAUCCCAAGACAUGUAAUGGAGCUGAUUCAUACAAAGCAGAAGUAACAUCCACGUACAUAGAAUCUUUUCAUGUUCAUCCACAAACAAAAACAGCUUUCUUGAAGAAUGCAACACUAACUGAAUCAGCAGCUGCUUGUAUUUCCAAGCCAGUGGAGAAAAUUCUAUUAGGUAAAGUUGAAAUUAUAACUGGAGAAGAAGCAGAACACAAUGUAUUACAGAUCAACUGCAAGCUCUUUGUAUUUAACAAGCUUUCUUUAACCUGGAUUGAAAGAGGCAGAGGAUCCCUGAGGCUUAAUGACACUUCUAGCAAUAAAUGUGGAAUGUUGCAAUCAAGGCUAAUUAUGCGAAAUCAAGGCAGUUUGAGACUGAUUCUCAACACCAGACUCUGGGAUCAAAUGGUGAUAAAAAGAGCAAAUAGAAAGAGUCUGUGCUUCACUGCAACAGACCAAGAUGACCACUCUGUUCAAGUGUUUCUGAUACAGGCAAGCUCAAAAGAUGCUGGAUACCUGUAUGCAGCAAUACAUCACCGCCUUGUGGCAUUGCGAAGCUUUACUGAGCAAGAAUCAGAUGCUAAUCAAAUAGACACUGAGUCAGAAAUAGCUUUUCAUCCAUUGAACUGUGAUAGUGAUGAUGAAGAUGAUGAAAAAAUAACUCAAGCAAGCAGCAGUGGAUCUGAUCAUUCUAGAUGCAACCACAGGCCGCCCGUAGUCUGCUCAUGACAGCUACCAGAGGUUACAACAGUGCAGCUGGGAGCUCAUCUUCCUGAAAUCUCUAAGCUGGCUCAUCAGUCCCUGGAGGGAGGAAAUCAGAUGCGUUUUACUUUAUGACUUUCAAGCAAAGGUUAAUUUUAGGGACAGCUUAAGUUUAAUACAUUGGAAAAGAAGCUGAGAUGCACUUUGAGGAUUCCAGUCAGCAUGCUUUGCACUGAGAUGAGAAUGACAGGAUGGCUUCCAAUAUUCAAGAAGUGUUACAAAGGCUCCAGGUUAUAGAGUUAAAUAUAUUUAUAGGCAUUAUUAAAGUAAGGAAUUUAAUACUGAUCAAUGUUCAUUCAUCAUAUUGAUGCAUAAAAUCACAUAACCGUGAAUAAUAGUAUACCUGAAGAUAUAUUUGUUUUUUUGGUCUGUUAUUUAAAACAUACAUUUUGAAGACUUUAAAUUGGGUUUCACUGAAAACAUUUUAAAUUAUGUAGCAGCAUUCAGCAUCCUCUUAAUCAGUACACACAAGAACUGUCAAUGGCAGUUUAGCAUAAGCAAGGUCUAUAGUAACCAGCCUUCAUAAUUGAACAAGUUUUGUAUUUUGAAAAUAUGUGGAGUUGUAGACUGGGUAUAAAAUUUUGUUAAAGGGCAAAGAACCAAGAUCUGCUUUUACACCCUCAAGCAUCAGGAGAAUUCAACAUUAAGAACUGAAAGACCGAAGUUCUAGGGGGCAUCUGAGCUUUAAAAUCUGAAAGUGUAUCCGUUUGCACUCAUGAACACCUUCUCUGCUUGCACAAAAGAAGCACUUGCACUGUUAAUUGUCCAUUUGAUAUAUACAAAUAAGUGCCCAAACAGUAUAACUGGAGAUCUCCAUAAAAAUUUAUCUUAAAUGUGUGAAAUUAGCUGACUACUUCAGACUUAUUUUUAGUUGUCAAUCUCCCUAAACAGCAUCAUCUCUUGCAAUGAGGCGAAGCUGUUACAUGCCCUAACACAUACAAUAAUCCCAACAGUGCCAAAGACCCAAUCACUUUGUAAAAGUGACUUCACAAGCUAUUUUUCACCAUCUAAUCAUUCCUACGCAGAAUUAGAAAAAUCAAUUCUCUUUAAUGCUACCUGUGAGCUAACAAAGUACCACAUCCUUCAUAACCCCAUGCUCAGUACAAAGACACUAUUUAAUGCUCUUCACUUUAAGAAAAUGUCUGUUUUCAUUCUCCUGCAAACCCUCUGCCACCUUUUAUAUUGUUGGUUACCAAAUACUAUUUUCUUGUCAUCCUCAGAGAUGAAAAAAUGUCCUAGAAUAUCUGAAGUUCUCUUCAUUAAGGUAGUUGUAAUGAUUUCAGAACCUUAAAAGCCAUUCUUGAAGAGUAAAAUUAAAAUUUAGUCUUCCCAUCUGAACGUAUAUAUGAAGUUGGAAGAAUUCCAGAUUCUUCCUGAAUUUUCAGUGCCCUGCCAAAAUUAGCAUCUGGAUUAUGCUGAAUCUUAAACAGCCUGCCAAAAUUAGCACUUGUCUGACAUUGAUUUAGCAUCUGGAUGACAGUGAGCCUAAGCGGGACUGCGGUUUUGCCUACAGGAAAAGGGAAGUGUUUCACAAGAGAACAUCUGUCUCAAAUAGUUAAGCUGGUAUACAGCAUUGGGAUUUUGUGACUCUUCAGUCUACUGAUAUUCAAGUAGCCAUGAUAACAAAAAUGUACUUUCCAUGUCUAGCUGUACGUUGUGUCCUUUCCUAUCAGUCUCAGUCCUGACCACAACUAUGCUUGUAUCACUGACCUCCAUAUUUCAUUGCUGCAACUCAUACUUAGGAACAAAGCUCCACGUUAUAAAAGCUUCCAACAGUUGUAAAACACGGCAGCCCUAUGUAUUGAGCAACAGGUCAUGGUGAGAACUUUGCCCUGGAGCUCAGCUGGUUAUGCAUUGAACGCAGCGUUUGAUUUCAAAGUCUGCCCUGAUAAUCAAAGCCCUCUAUGAAAUAGGGUCCAAGUGCCCAAGAGACUGUCAUGAUAUCCCACAAUAGCGAAAUUCUACUACAACUGUAGAAUCCUUGGCAAAUGAAGGGGUUCCAGAGCAGGAGAGACGGAGCUUUGGCAGAAAAGGACCUAAACUUUGGAAUUUGCUAUCACAACAUAUAUAACAAGGCUUAUGAUCCUCAGGAAAAAACCAAAAACUCUCCUUUGAGUUGCCUUUUCCCAAGAUCACUAUAUAUACAUGCAAGAAAAUAUAUAAGCACACACACUUAAAAAUGAAGCUGUAUCUCCUAAAAGCUGAGGAAAAAAAGAGAUGUUUAACUAUUUUAACUAUGUUGAAGAGUUUGGAUACUGUGGUAAUAGAGGCCAUAUAAAUACAUAGAUGUGCAGACAUAUUUAUGGUAUGCAUUUUUACUCUUGAGAUCCUAAUACAUUAUUUAUUCUAUUUAGUCUCAUUGCACUAAAAAUCAUUGUUUUCAAAACUGAAGGUAUGCUAAUAUGUAAUAUAUAAGCUGGUUUUGCUAAUGUAAAGUUUGUCAUUUUAUGACAGCCAGAGCAACAAAACAUUACUGUGUCCCCCAAAUAAACCAUUUUCUUAUGCCUUUCAGUCUAA
Dromaius novaehollandiae (emu) is the source of this 9552-nucleotide messenger RNA. Its product is annotated as ran-binding protein 3-like. Gene Ontology annotation, cellular component: cytoplasm; nuclear pore. Gene Ontology annotation, molecular function: GTPase activator activity. The record is from RefSeq and is a predicted model, not a curated record. NCBI's taxonomy places the organism in Eukaryota, Metazoa, Chordata, Aves, Casuariiformes, Dromaiidae. Gene Ontology annotation, biological process: protein export from nucleus. Bases 5485 to 7002 code for a protein of 505 amino acids. The transcript has 16 exons.